This is a messenger RNA of Acanthocheilonema viteae, 467 nucleotides long. The record is from the annotation of a GenBank genome assembly. NCBI's taxonomy places the organism in Eukaryota, Metazoa, Nematoda, Chromadorea, Rhabditida, Onchocercidae.
CAAGCGAAACGGAAUCAGGCGAGAUGGAAUCAGGCGAGAUGGGAUCGAACGGGACGGAAUUCGGCGAGAUAGAAUCAAACGCAGACGAUUCAUUGGAUGCGAACAACAAUAAUCUCGACUGCCCUGAAGUAGCAUCGAAUAACACUUCCGCAAAUGGCGGAUUCAUCCCCCAUUUUUUUCUGAGGCAUACCGUUGAUACAAUGCCACCUGCACAGCGAGAAAUACUCCCGUCGAUUCCAUUGAGAAGGCGCGGAAUGACGCAGGACAGAUUAAUCUCUCAGAUUCCUCCGAGCGAUGGUGAACUCAUCAGUGAUACAAUGAUAGUGCCGUCGAAUUCAUUGAGAAAUCGCGGAAUGACGCCUCAGUUCUUCUUGAAUUAUAGGCACAUCAAUAAUGGAACGCUGCCCAAAUUAGGAAGGAAACUGUCGUCGGUUCAACUUAGACAACACGGAAUGGCACGGAACUGA